Messenger RNA from Clupea harengus (Atlantic herring), 1180 nucleotides. RefSeq names its product heparan sulfate glucosamine 3-O-sulfotransferase 6. Gene Ontology annotation, molecular function: [heparan sulfate]-glucosamine 3-sulfotransferase activity. The record is from RefSeq and is a predicted model, not a curated record. NCBI's taxonomy places the organism in Eukaryota, Metazoa, Chordata, Actinopteri, Clupeiformes, Clupeidae.
AUGGGAUGGGGCAAUUGGAGACCCAGGUUCAACUUUGGACACCUGAAGGUGCAGUCCAAAGUGUCCGUCUUCUUGACCAUGAUUAUUAUCGUAACCUGUCUGUUCUACUGUCUAACUGGAUACUGCGAAUCGUCGCCACGACCCUUGUACGACCAGCAAAGUUCGAGAGGGAAAGUUCACGCCGAUGACGGAACGGUGCAUCUCUCCCAACGCCACCGAACCAACGCGCAGUGGAACAUUUCUGUGCUUCGCCAACUUCACCUUUCAAACAGAUUUGAGUCGCUCUUGCAGGAGAGCGAAGACGCAACUCACCAGCGCUCAACCGACCAGACUGCGGGGUCCUCAAACAAUAACAUCACAGUGUCGAACAAUUUCGGGACCAAGGAGUUCCCUCAGGCGAUAAUCAUCGGUGUGAAGAAAGGGGGCACCCGGGCGCUCCUCGAGUUUCUCCGGAUCCACCCCGAUGUCCGGGCGGUUGGAGCGGAGCCACACUUCUUUGACAGGUUCUACGACAGAGGUCUCGACUGGUACAGGAGUCUGAUGCCACGCACACUGGAGGGCCAGAUCACCAUGGAGAAGACGCCAAGCUACUUCGUGACGAAGGAGGCACCGCGGCGCGUCCACGCCAUGAGCCGCCAAACGCGCCUCAUCGUAGUGGUGCGCGACCCCGUGACCCGCGCCGUUUCCGACUACGCCCAGACCCUCAGCAAGACGCCGGGCCUCCCGCCCUUCCAGACCCUGGCCUUCAAGAACGGCACCACCGCGUCCUCGCCCUUGGCCGGCCUGGUAGACACCUCCUGGAGCGCCGUGCGCAUCGGCGUCUACGCCAAGCACCUGGAGACGUGGCUACGCUACUUCCCGCUCCGCAGCUUCCUGUUCGUGAGCGGCGAGCGGCUGGUGAGCGACCCGGCGGGCGAGAUGGAGCGCGUGCAGGACUUCCUGGGCCUCAAGCGCGUGGUGGGCGCCAAGCACUUCUACUUCAACCAGACCAAGGGCUUCCCGUGCCUGAAGAAGCCGGAGGGCAGCAGCAGGCCCCGCUGCCUGGGGAAGUCAAAGGGCCGCACGCACCCUCCCAUCCCCCAGGAGGCGCUGCGCAGGCUCAGGGAGUUCUACCGGCCCUUCAACCUCAAGUUCUACCAGAUGACUGGACAGGACUUCGGCUGGGACUGAGGAGGAGAAG